Molecule: messenger RNA, 336 nt
Organism: Saccharomycodes ludwigii
Lineage: Eukaryota; Fungi; Ascomycota; Saccharomycetes; Saccharomycodales; Saccharomycodaceae
Gene: COA6
Product: Coa6p
Exons: 1
Coding region: 1-336 (111 amino acids)
Biological process (GO): mitochondrial respiratory chain complex IV assembly
Cellular component (GO): mitochondrial intermembrane space; mitochondrion; respiratory chain complex IV
Source: RefSeq, a predicted model, not a curated record
AUGGGCUGGUUUUCAAAUUUAUCCUCUAAACCGAUGGACGACCAAACGAAGGCACCAAGUAGAUCUUCUAGAAAGCAAUGUUGGGAUUCUCGUGAUGCAUAUUUUAAUUGCCUAGACAAAAUAGAUGUUAUAGACUCACUAGACCCGAGAAAUAAAUCAAAGAUAUCUAGUGUUUGUGGAAAACAGGAAAAAAAAUUUGAAUAUGAUUGUGCUACUUCAUGGAUAAAGUAUUUUAAAGAAAAAAGGAUUACCGAUUUGAAAAAAGAAAAAAUAAUGAGGGAAAUUGCUCAAAAUGGUGGGCAAAUUAUUUCAAUGGAUGGUAGCAACGGUAAAUAA